This is a messenger RNA of Morchella importuna, 1161 nucleotides long. RefSeq lists its product as uncharacterized. The record is from RefSeq and is a predicted model, not a curated record. Gene Ontology annotation, molecular function: protein kinase activity; ATP binding. The transcript has 5 exons. The coding region runs from base 1 to 1161 and encodes 386 amino acids. Gene Ontology annotation, biological process: regulation of mRNA processing; protein phosphorylation; spliceosomal complex assembly. Lineage: Eukaryota; Fungi; Ascomycota; Pezizomycetes; Pezizales; Morchellaceae.
AUGACAUCUCCUCCGUCAACCCCUACAGCUCUGCAGAGAAGAUUUAUUCAACUCUCCACUCCCACAGAGUGGGUAGAGUCCUAUCGCCCGGGAGGAUAUCACCCGGUGCAUAUUGGGGAUCGGCUCCAGUCUGGCCGUUACAAGAUUCUGCGUAAACUCGGAUAUGGGUCGUUUUCAACAGUUUGGCUAGCGCUUGAUGAGCAAAUGUCUCGAUAUGUCGCUCUCAAAAUAUCCACGGCCGAUAUGUUGGCUAAAGAUAAAGAACUGUCCUUGCGGGAGCGCAUCGCACACCAGGACUCAAAGCAUAUCUUGACCCUAUUGGAGAGUUUUCUACAAACAGGUCCCAAUGGAACCCAUCUAUGCCUAGUGUUUGAACCAAUGGCUGCCAGUUUCAACUGGAUGCUUGAACCACACGAAGGCGAUCUUCCCAACGCGCACCUCGAAAGAGCUCCUCUAUCCUUGAGAAAGAAAGUUUUACGGCACACCCUUCUGGGCCUAUGCACCCUGCACGAUAGUGGUAUUGUUCACGGUGAUAUACAGUUUGGGAAUGUUUUAUUAGGCGUGAAGGACCUGGACAGUGUGCCGGAGGAUGAAUUGCGGCAGGACAUGCGAGAAGAAAUCGGCAUCUCCUGGCCCAUCCAACGCUUGGACAGAAAGGAGGAUAAGUGGGCGCCGCGAUAUCUCGCCGUACCGCAGCCCCUCGCAGCAAAGUAUAUUGACAUUGGGCCGAGUCUUACCGCCAAGCUAUCGGACUUGGGCGGUGCCCUCCUGCUACCCGAUGAUCAUCAUAAACCCGCAUCGACAUAUGGGCUUUUGGCUGGCUCAUCGCCCAAUGAGGCCGCAACUGAUGAUGACCAUAUUAUGGGAUUUAUUGAUCUCCUGGGUCCUCUUCCCGAGCACCUACUUCAAAUGUGGCCACGUAGGGAGAGAUAUUAUCAAGAGGACGGGACCCAGAUCCGCUGGAAUGUUGAUAGCGGCGACCCAGGUGAACCAGGUCCCCAAUGUAUCCUAGAGGACUUUAUACUUCAGAAUAGGAACCCAGAUAUUUCAGUUGAGGAGGCAGCUGUGAUCAGUGGCCUACUGCGUCAGAUCUUGCAGUACGAGCCGGAGAAGCGGCCAAGCGCGCAGGAGAUACUGAGCCAUGCAUGGCUCCAAGAAUAG